Messenger RNA from Boeremia exigua, 789 nucleotides. RefSeq lists its product as uncharacterized. The transcript has a single exon. Bases 81 to 695 code for a protein of 204 amino acids. The record is from RefSeq and is a predicted model, not a curated record. Lineage: Eukaryota; Fungi; Ascomycota; Dothideomycetes; Pleosporales; Didymellaceae.
GCAGCUGGCCAUCGCGAUCACGGAAAAGCAUGUGAAGUAAGUGCAUCAGCGGUUCAACAGGUACGACGACAAAAGCUCGAAUGCAGACAUCAACGUUGCAUAUGCGUGGCAAAGCGGCCACCGGCCUUUGCAGCGGGCAAAUACUUACGGUCUGGACGGCGCAUUCCCAACACACUUGCAGCCAUCGCUGUUGCGUAUAUAUGAGUGGGUCUCCAUCCGAUGACAUGAGUUUUUGCAACAGCCGACCAAAGGCUUCAGCUCGGAUGUCUCAACUGGCGAACAUGGGCUCCAGCAACAGUCCUCACCAGCAACACUUCAACACAGUCCUGCACAAGCCAGCUUUGCAGAUGGGAUCACACCUACUUUCCUGCCGACAGAUCCCGAAACAUCCUCGACCAAAAAGCGCAAGCGAUGUACGGGGAACAAUACGGGGAACAAUGCGACCAAGCCAUUGGAGGCUACAUACUCGAACGAUGGAAAACGCCAGAAAUAUCGUAGCACCGGAAGAACGCAUUCUCUCAAAGUGGCACCACAUUCGCCAGCUAUCCGACCAUCGGACGAGGAUAGCAGUCCUGCCAAGGACGACCUACCCGCAACAUCGGUUGUACAAAGUCCCACACGUUCCCCACAGCGAAGGCACUCUAGCACAGCUGCAUUACCUCCAGAGCGCCAGAAGGGUGUUCAAGGUCUCCUAGACGCACAGGCGAAGAGAAAAAGAAUAGCUUGUGACGAUAGGCGAUAACGCCUCAUUCCUCAAGCAAAAGAACCUCGGACAGGAAACUGUGGCCA